GAUCAAACAGAUAGAAACGAUGUGCAGUGUAUUUUUAAAUGCAUUAAUCUCGUUACACAACAGGUAUUGUGAAAUGUACGGAGAUAAACUGCGCUAUUUGGUAGCGUCGAAGUGAAAGCAUUCUUCUACAUAUACAUAUUGCAAGAGGGGUUCAGAUUUUGAGUUAUAUCAACACGGCUCUUAGCCAAUCAGCGUUCAGAGUUUACAAAUGCUAUAUUAUAAAUGCUUAUAUGGAUCACUUUACCAAUUUUCACAAACUAAAUUUUGCAAACUUUUUACGAUUAAUUCUGCCUGUUGUAAGAAGCAACAUUCUACUUUUCGUGUUUAAUUUGUCGUGUUCUUCCAGUUUUGCCCGCGGUGACAUUACCAACACGGUCUUCCAGCUAAGACACUAAUCCCCGUGCUUUACCAUACAGCUUAGUACAAUACAGGUUUCUUCUGACUUUCAGCUCUCACAAGACCAUAUCAUACUGGUGGACAAUGAAUUGAGAUGUGGUCAUGAUGCUACAACUAUAACUCAAGACAUCGCUGGCGUUUUACUCAUUGAAGAAGAUGAAGGGGAUACCAGCAAGGAGAACCAGCUCUUAAUGGACAUUGAGAUGUGGUAUGAGGAAUGUUCUGUUAUGCCUGUUAUGAAUUUCAGUUUUGUGGAAGUAGCCAAUGGCCGUCUGGUGACCACCAGGCAUGCGGGUCUAGAGUAG
Molecule: messenger RNA, 701 nt
Organism: Paramuricea clavata
Lineage: Eukaryota; Metazoa; Cnidaria; Anthozoa; Malacalcyonacea; Plexauridae
Source: the annotation of a GenBank genome assembly